Schistocerca gregaria is the source of this 7661-nucleotide messenger RNA. RefSeq names its product Down syndrome cell adhesion molecule-like protein Dscam2 (gene Dscam2). The transcript is spliced from 32 exons. The record is from RefSeq and is a predicted model, not a curated record. Lineage: Eukaryota; Metazoa; Arthropoda; Insecta; Orthoptera; Acrididae. Gene Ontology annotation, cellular component: plasma membrane; axon. Gene Ontology annotation, molecular function: protein binding. Gene Ontology annotation, biological process: cell-cell adhesion; axon guidance. The coding region runs from base 1 to 5676 and encodes 1891 amino acids.
AUGGAGGCGGCGGCGGCAGGUGAGUCUGACCGGUGGCGGUGUCGGCGCGGUGUUGCAGGAGGCUCGGUGGAGGUGCGGGCGUUCGACUCGCACCUGCGCGGUCCCAGCUUCCUGCUGGAGCCGCCGGCGCGGCUGGAGUUCUCCAACUCGUCGGGCGGCUGGCUGGACUGCUCGGCGAGCGGCAGCCCGCCGCCCACGGUCGACUGGCUGUCUGUGGACGGCGCGCCCGCCGCCGACGUGCCCGGCGUCCGCCGCGUGCUGCGCAACGGCACGCUCCUGCUCAUGCCAUUCCCGCCCGCCGCCUACCGCCAGGACAUUCACUCCACCGUCUACCGCUGCGUCGCCUCCAACAGCGUCGGCAGGCUCAUCAGCAGGGACGUCCAGGUCCGCGCCGUGGUGGCGCAGGCGUACAAGGUGGAGGUGGAGGUGCUGGGAGCGCCCCGCGGCUGCACGGCCGUGCUGCGCUGCGUGGUGCCGUCCUUCGUCAGGGAGCUGGUGCGCGUCGUCUCCUGGGUGCAGGAGCCCGGCUUCUAUGUCUACCCCUCGCUGCAAGGAGACGGCAAGUUCCACCUGCUGCCGUCCGGGGAGCUGCUGGUGCACAACGUAGAGUUCAGCGACCAGUUCCCGCCGUACCGCUGCCGCACCAUGCACCGCCUCACCAGGCAGGUCGUCGUCAGCAGUCCCGCCAACGUCCGCAUCACAGAGCACCGUGGCCUGGUGUCGCCGGCCAUCGUGGAGCACACGAGCAGCGUGCAGGUGGCGCAGGACGAGGGCGCCGUGCUGCUGUGCGUGGCCCAGGGCUGUCCGUCGCCGGAGUACAGGUGGUUCUCGCUGACGGCGGGCCCAGAACCAGCCUCGGUAGUGGCGGGCCCUCGCACGCGCCUGCUGGGUCCGGUGCUGGUGGUGGAGGCGGCGGUGGCGGAGGAUGCGGGUGUCUACCGCUGCGUAGCCUCCAACGCGGGCGGUGAGGCCAGCGCUGACCUCCGCCUCACCGUCGUCACCCCGCUCCGGGUCGAGGUUCAGCCGCCGCGGCUGAGUGUGCACCUGGGCGGAAGGGCGGAGUUCCGGUGCGUGGACGCGUCGGGCUCGGUGCACCCGCAGCAGCCGCUCAGCAUCACGUGGUACAAGGACGCGCGGCCGCUGCCCGGGCCGUCGCGGGACCUGCUGGUGGUGGCUAGCGUGGGCCGCGAGGACCGCGGCAUGUACCAGUGCGUGGUGCGGCGGACCGAGGGCGACACGGCGCAGGCCGCCGCCGAGCUGCAGCUGGGAGACGCACCGCCGGUGCUGCUGUACAGCUUCAUCGAGCAGACGCUGCAGCCGGGGCCGGCGGUCUCCCUCAAGUGCAGCGCCUCUGGGAACCCCACGCCGCAGAUCACCUGGACGCUCGACGGCUUCCCGCUGCCCACCAACGGCAGGUUCGUGAUCGGCCAGUACGUGACGGUGCACGGGGACGUGAUCAGCCACGUGAACAUCAGCCAGGUGCAGGUGGAGGACGGCGGCGAAUACACGUGCACGGCAGAGAACCGCGCCGGCAAGACCUCUCAUUCCGCCAGGCUCAACGUUUAUGGUCUGCCCUACAUUCGUCUGAUCCCAAAGGUGACGGCCGUGGCUGGCGAGACCCUCAGGCUGAAGUGCCCCGUUGCAGGAUACCCCAUCGAAGAGAUUCGCUGGGAGCGAAGCGGCCGCGAGCUUCCGGACGACCUGAGACAGCGGGUAACGGCGGACGGCACGCUGGAAGUGUCGCCUGUGCAAAAGGCGGACGACGCAGGCGUGUACACGUGCUGGGCGCGCAACAAGCAGGGCCACGUGGCCAGGCGCUCGGGGGAGGUCGCUGUCAUAGUUCCUCCCAAACUUAGCCCAUUUACCUCUGACAGAACGCAGCACGUGGGCGAGCGGGCCAGCCUGACGUGCUCUGUGACGCGCGGAGACCUGCCUUUGACCAUCAGCUGGUUCAAGGACGGCCGCUCGGCGGACUCCAUGCCGCGGGUCUCCGUGACCCGCGUCGAUCAGUUCAAUAGUAUUCUCUUGAUCGAAAGUUUGUCUCCAGAUCACAACGGCAACUAUUCUUGUGUGGCGCGCAACCAGGCGGCCGAGGUAUCUCACACGCAGCAGCUCAUGGUCAAUGUGCCACCUCGCUGGACAGUGGAGCCGUCGGACGCCAGCGUGGAGCGUAACCGCCACGUGACUCUGCACUGCCAGGCCCAGGGGGUGCCGCAACCCACCGUCAUCUGGAAGAAAGCAACAGGCAGUAAGUCGGGAGAAUACGAAGAGAUACGGGAGAAACCUUACGUCAAACUGUUAAACAACGGCUCUCUGCUGCUGCAGAACGUGAAGGAGGACAAGGAGGGCUUCUACUUGUGCCAGGCCACCAACGGCAUUGGCACUGGCAUCGGAAAAGUCAUACAAGUCAAAGUCAACUCUUCACCAUAUUUUUCGGCGCCAGCUAGUGUGGUGACGGUGAAAAAGGGGGACACGGCUGUUCUGCACUGCAACGUCAACGGAGAUAAACCCAUCAACGUGGCGUGGCUACGUGGCGGCAAGCUCAAGCUUACCCCUGCGACCAACUACAGGGUAUCAGUGAAACAAGACCCAACUCCUGAUGGGGUGACAGCAGAACUACAAAUAGCAGCAGCUGAAGCUAGUGACAGCGGAGCAUACUUUUGUCAAGCCAGCAACCAAUACGGCAGUGACAAGCAGCUGGUACAGCUUCUUGUGCAAGAGCCACCUCGCAGCCCAAGCAAUCUCGAGUCGGUGAUGAUCAGCAGUCGAUCAGUGAGUAUCAAGUGGCAACAUCAGACAUCAGAUGCUGCUGAGGUGACGAAGUAUAUAGUCCAAUACAAGGAAGGUGAAGGAAUUUGGCAACAGCUGGAGAAGACUGAAUCACCCUUGCAACUGUCAGCAACAAUUGAAGACCUGAAGCCAGCCACCCGUUACACAUUCCGUGUGCUGGCAGAGGGUCCGGCAGGGCAGAGUGUGCCUAGUGCGGAGCUGUCCGUGCGUACGGAACCCCAGAGACCAGCAGGUCCACCUCUGAAUGUGUCCCUGAGGCCAGUGUCCUCCACAGAAUUGCUUGUCACGUGGGCACCCCCACUGGCUGAGUUGCAGCAUGGUGACAUUCAAGGCUACAACGUUGGAUAUCGUGAAACUAGCUCGGGCACAGGGAAUUAUAACUUCAGUUCUGUGGUUGGUGAUGGAGAGGAAGGAGGUGGUGAACUGCUGCUAGGGGGCCUUAGCAAAUUCACUCGCUACUCUGUAGUUGUUCAAGCUUUCAACCAAGUUGGUUCAGGACCCCUUUCUGAGCCUGUCACAGCACAGACUAUGGAGGAUGUUCCAAGUAUGCCACCUGAGGAUGUGCGCUGUGUUGGUUUGUCUUCCCAUUCUGUACAAGUCAGCUGGCAGCCACCACCCACAUCACACAGCAAUGGUGUUCUGCAAGGCUACAAGCUGCACUAUGAACCUCUUCUUGAUGAUCUUUGGCAUGCCUCUGACACAAUGGAGACAAAGAAAACAACAGCUCUCACUGCAGUUCUUACUGGUCUAAGAAAAUUCACAAAUUAUAGUGUUCAGGUGCUUGCGUACACAAGAGUUGGUGAUGGAGUGAUUACACAUCCUAUUUACUGCAGUACAGAAGAGGAUGCCCCAGGUGCACCUGCUGACAUUAAAGUUGUAGUAAAGUCACCACAAUCCUUGUUGGUAUCAUGGUUACCUCCAACAGAGCCUAAUGGCGUCAUAACACAUUACAAUCUGUAUACAAGAGUUGUGGAUGGUCGUGAAGAAUUGAAACACAACAAACGCAACUUGGCAAGUCAUCAGACAAGUUUUGAAGCAACUGAUCUCCUGCAGCAUGUGGAACAUCAGUUUUAUGUCACAGCUUCUACAAAAGUUGGUGAAGGGCAGAGUUCGCGUGUUGUGACACAGGUUCCUACAAAUAGAGUCCCAGCACGUAUUUCAUCAUUUGGUGGAGUUGUUGUGAGACCAUGGCGUAGCACUGUCACGAUGCCUUGUCUGUGUGUGGGGCAACCGCAGCCUCGCCGACGGUGGUAUCGUAGUGGACAUCUCCUCACAGGUGGCCCUGGAAUCACACUCCGGGAGUCUGGAGAGCUAGUAAUCAACCAACUUGCUCCAUCUCAUGCUGGGAACUACAGCUGCCAGGUGGAAAAUACUCAGGGCUCUGACCGGAUACAGUUCACACUCAUAGUGCAAGUUCCACCUGCUGCUCCUGUGUUGUAUGUGACAAGUACAACAAGUAGCAGUAUACUGUUGCAGUGGAAAGUUGGUGACACUGGUGGUGCCCCCAUCACAGGAUUCAGUUUGAGCUAUAGGAGAUCUCAUGGUGAUACAGAGGAAGUAUCACUACCUCGUCAUACCUCAACUUACGAGCUCAAGGGACUGCUGUGUGGCAGCACUUACCACUUAUCACUGACAGCUCAUAAUCGCAUUGACAGCUCUCCUAGCAGCCCAACAUUAUCUGUCCGCACACAAGGGCAGGCACCAGGUGUACCACACCAGGCAAUGCUGAUAACACCCAACUCCACAUCUGUGUUGUUGCGGCUACAUGUCUGGCCUGAUAAUGGCUGUCCACUGACAUAUUUUGUACUGCAGUAUCGGCCAAAUGGGGCACAACACUGGACACUUGUAUCAAAUGCAUUGAAGCCUCAACGCAGAUUCACUGUUUCUGGCCUAAAUCCAGCUUCUAUCUAUCAGCUAAAGAUAGAAGCACAUAACAUAGCAGGAUCUUCAACUGCUGAAUACACAUUUGCUACUCUUACAAAGGAUGGUGAAUUACCACCAUUGGAGUUAAUGAAUGGAGGAAGUCCAUCGUCCCCUUUUUAUGCAGACAUUAGAAUAAUCAUUCCACUUGUUGUGGCCUUUGUGGCAGUAGUGGGAGCUGGUGCUGCUGCUGCCCUUUGCUGGAGAAACAGGGCAACCGUUUUAGAGCAAAACCGGCCACUGAAAGAGACGCUGGACAAUCAACAAAAUGCCGAAGCUCAGAGGGAAAGAUAUUAUGCUACAAUCCACAAGGUAGCUUUGCAAGCUAGUGGGGAUAAAAUACCAGAAACAUCAGAGGACAUAUCACCAUACGCAACAUUCCAGCUAUCAGGUCCUGGUGUAGACCCAAACAACACUCUUCUGCACAGUUUUAUGUACCAUGAACAAGCUAUGACUGAAGGGUGUGCAUCACCACCACCACAUGCAGUAAUAAAAACUGCAACAAGGAGACGAGGGAGUAGGAAAACUGAGGUGGAUACUGAUGAAUCAGAUUCAGACCCUGAUCAGUUGACAUCUAGUCGAACAGAGUCUUCCAAUCAGCUUGAUGCAGCAAAGAUAAAACACAAUUUCAUAUACCAUGGUGCACAUUCUAGUACAUCUUCUGAUAUAUCUCCCAUGUCAGAACAGAAAUCACUGCCAAGGAGAGGGAGAGCGAGAUGGCUUGCCCCCAGCAAAGCAUCGCUCAGGACGCUGCUGCCGCCACUGUCAGUUGCUGAGGCAUCUUUUACUGUGAGGGAUCCGAGGGAGAGGGAGACUCCGGACCGGCCUGAACUCAGUGAAGCAGAGUGCGAUAUUGACACGCUGAAGAAACUCAAACUGGGCCUGCGGUCUUCCCUGUGGUCUCGUCCCAGUGGUAGUGCAACAACCACUCAUCACAACCAGUCUGAUUACUCAAUUGCUGUAUAACAGCGAAUGGGAAUGAGAGAACAUUUUAUAUUCUGUGUUGUACAUAUGCAUAUGAACACCAUGACAUGUAAUAUAUUUUCAUGUUUUGAAAGAUUUGGGUACUUGUUAUCCAGUAUUAUUGUUAGAAAAUAUUUCUGGUUAAUGACUGAUAUAAUUUUAUACUCUUGUAAUGUUAACUGGUGCAAUUUUAUAUUUACACAUGGAAAUGUAUAAGAUUUAUGUGAGAACUGAACUGUCUUUGGCUCAGUAAGCUUGUGGCAUGGUUUGAGUUCAAAACCCUUUUUACAUUAUGUAGCAUUAUAUAUUUUUGUUGUGGCUAGCAGCUCACAGCAAACCCACAGAUUGUUCUCUCAGAGAGAAUGACAGUUUGUAAUUGAACUGUAUGGAAUUACUAGGUUUAUACCUGAAUCUCCUCCCCCACCCCCAAUGCCCCCCCCCCCCCCCCCCCAAAAAAAUAUGACUUUUUAAAAGACUGACUUGCUACAUAUAGUACAUAUUUGAAAAUGUGAAAGUAUGCUACUAACUCUACAGUUCAAAUUCCUUGCUGCAGAAAAUUACGACAGACUUUUAUUCAAAAUUUUAAUAAUGGGUGUCAUAAGGGUUGUAGUAAAAGUUUGAAUCUUUCCAGAAUAUGCGUUGUAGAUUCCCCUCACCUUAAACAUACAACCCCAUCACCAAAAAAAUAAAGCCGUAUUUAUAUAUAUAUAUUUGUAACAAAUGGUGCUCAAUAUCUUUGUGGUUAUUUGAGACUUAUACUGGAUCAUCUGUUCAAAAUUUGGUAUGACAUGUUUGUUUCACAUUUUCCUGGGUAUAUGGUAGAACAUAAAUUCGCUUCUUUGCCUUCUUGAUCACAACUAUUGCCCUAGAAUAUAUAUGCAAAAAUGGUAUUGUAUAUCUCUGUGUGUGUGUGUGUGUGUGUGUGAGAGAGAGAGAGAGAGAGAGAGAGAGAGAGAGAGAGAGAGAGAGGUAUGUUGACAGGAGAAAUAGGGGGAGGAGGACUUUACAUCUAAAUUACCAACAGAAAGACAGACAGGAGACCACAGAACCUUGCAUUUGGAAGACAGUACAGGGGUCUCUUACUAGCCUGCCCACAUUAAGGCACUAUCAUCAUCAAGUCAUACUUUACGUAAGCCAAAAAGUAUUUUUUGUACACUCUGGUUGUUUUAUUUUCACACUACAAAAUCUUAGAAACAGAUAGUCUGGAUAAUAAACUGUAUAUCGACAGCAAGCUAAUUUUAUUAAGUUUAUGACUAUUGGUCACUUUUUCCAUACCAUCAUAAGAGUCAUUGUGAAUAAGUUCCCAAAGAGUUAAAAUAUUAAGCUGAUGUGCCUAUAAAAGUUGUAAACAGGUGUAUAAAGUAAUGAGUGGUGGCUUCUGUUGACAAAAUAAAAAGCAAAUGUUAAAUUCUUCAUCCUGCAGCAUAAAUACAAAAUAGCUCCACUAGCCAAUACAUCAUACUAUCAAGUAUUUAUAAGUCAGCUCACAUACUAACAAAUGUAAAAUGAUUUUUUUAUAUAUAUAAUUUACUGUCCGAAGAGUGAUGUGCUUGCUUAUUACUGCCAAAGAAAUCUUUCAAAUAUUACUAUGUAAUAAAUUGUGCCACAUGGAAAUUUUCAUCCUGUAAAAGCCAAUCAUUUUCAUGUAAAUAUUGUGAUACUGAGGAGGCAAAUAAUUUUAUUAAUGUAUCAUUCAAAAUUGAGGCAAGCCAUUUGAUAUUUACCAGUCUAAAGAUCACAGUUUUCUACAAAUUUUCUUGCUCAUAUUCUUAAAACUAAUGUGUAACAAAAGUCCAGGUCUGAUGUACUACAAAUUGAGGACCAACAGGGUGUCCAAAUCUUAGUAUUCCACAUAAAACUAUACAGUAUUCCAGUGACCCAUGUGUUUUAUCCAGUUAAAAUCUAUUAUACAGUCACUUGUAAAAAAUGAAACAGUGAAAACUUUUCUAUGUACGUUAUAUGUUUUUGGAAUAAAAGAUGUACUUUCA